AUGCCCCAGUCAAAUUAUCAGUGUCAGCUUUAUCCCUGUGUACCAAGUCAUGUUCUCUCAUUCAUCUAUUCAGCUCACUCGUUAACUUCUAAGCCAACGGUUACUGGAAUUCCGCACGACAUGCUGAACGAUCAGUUUGGAAUGGUCGGUUUGCUGGUGUUCCUGCGAGCAAUCGAGACGGAUCCGGCCAUAGUCUCCUUGGCGUUGGGUCACGACCUUACGCAGCUAGGUCUCAACCUUAAUGCACCGGAAAAGAAUUUGCAUCAAAAUUUCGGUGGGCCUUGGGCCGACGUUCCUUGCCGUCCUCAGGAUAUUGAUUUUACUAUUCCUCUGGAAUACCAAACGAACUCAGCCGUGGCGGAAAAGUUGACCCCGAUCAAGUUAAAUCGAUACAGCGAUGACCUCCUGUUCUAUUUUUUCUACAACUUCGGUGGUGAAGUGUUUCAGUUAGCGGCUGCAGCUGAAUUGUAUAAUCGUGACUGGCGAUACCAUAAGGAGGAUCGAAUAUGGCUCACUAGGGCACCGGGAAUGAUUCCCGUCGAGAAGAGCACGGCCUACGAACGAGGAACAUAUUAUGUAUUUGAUCCAAGUCAUUGGAGGAAGGUAAUUAUCAGUCUAAAUUAG
Molecule: messenger RNA, 624 nt
Organism: Soboliphyme baturini
Lineage: Eukaryota; Metazoa; Nematoda; Enoplea; Dioctophymatida; Soboliphymatidae
Source: the annotation of a GenBank genome assembly